AUGUCAUCCUGUGACGGAGAAGAAAAGGAGGAGGCUUUAUUGUUGACGGGAUUAUGGGGAGGAGAGAGCCCUCCUGCCCAUCACCACCGCGGGCGGCACGGCGAGCGCAGCAACAAGCUCGCACCAUCGCCCAAAUCCCUAAACAUGAGCGUUUCCAACAGCAGCACCACCACGUCCUCCACCAGCGGCAACUCCCAUUCCCCGGGCCCCCCCCACCACCACCUCCACAACCAAUCCCGCCGAUCCUCCACCGGCGGCACCGGAAGCGGAAGCCCCGGCAGCGCCGCCAGCCCAACCCAGGCCUGCGCGGCCUGCAAAUACCAGCGCCGCAAGUGCAACCCUGAUUGCACCCUCGCACCCUACUUCCCCGCCGAUCAUCACCGCCAGUUUAUCAACGCGCAUCGCCUCUUCGGCGUCAGCAAUAUCCUCAAGACGCUCCGGGGACUCGACCACCCGCAGCGCACUUGGGCCAUGAAAAACAUCACCUUUCAGUCCAACAUGCGCUCUCAGGACGCCGUCGGCGGCUGCUACCGUAUCAUCUUCGACAUCCAGCGCCAGAUUGAAGUCGGCUUAGCGGACCAAGAGCAGCUCGUCCGCUACCUCGCCCUUUGCCGCGCCCAGGCCCAGGCCCGGGUCAACAGCCAGUCCUUCCUCCCAGACGCCAACGUCAUUGGAAACCCCAUUGCCGACGACCACCAGCUACACCAGCAGCAACCAUUCCUGUACUACUGCGCCGGCGGCGGCGAAGCCAGCGGUAGUGUCGUCAAGACUCACGAAGGAGGGGUCGAUCCGCCCCCGUCUUCGUCCCCCCUUCGUCUCUGCGGCAUCGAUCUUGGGCAAGAUCUCCAGCGCCCGGAGAACGACGAAGGCCACCACGAGAGACUGCCGCUGGAUAUGUUCGAGUUGAGGAACCAUCAGCCGACGACAUUCCCGGCGGCCAUCGAGGAAGAAGACGUCCAGAAAGGAGUGUCUACCCUGGACUUCAGGUCAUUUCCAACGAUUCAUGUGCGUAGGAUUAUUGAUCUUAGGGCGAAUCAUUUUUUAAGCAUCUCUGUUUUUCUGCCCCUCGCCAUCAACGGCGCUUGGAAAUCGCAUUAG
Messenger RNA from Spirodela intermedia, 1098 nucleotides. The record is from the annotation of a GenBank genome assembly. Lineage: Eukaryota; Viridiplantae; Streptophyta; Magnoliopsida; Alismatales; Araceae.